GUUCCAGCACCAGACUCCCUCUGGAAAACAAAGAGAACACUGUCCGUCACACACACGAACAUCUUUUAAAUGGUUGGACUGUAGUGCACCAGGAGCUGCAGCAGCAGCAGCAGGGAUGAGGAUCCGGCUACAGGGUCACGGCCACGCUGCCAGCCUUCUCGCCGAGCUCAACCGCUGCCGCCAAUCACGCCAGUACUGUGAUGUGUUCCUGCAAGUUGGCAACCGCACGUUCGCAGCGCACCGUGCGAUGCUGGCCUGCGCAGGGACGUAUUUCCGUAACCUCUUCGCCCGGGCCGCAGCCUCGUCCACCGCUGCCUUCUCCCUGGAGUUCAUCUCCCCGGCCAACUUCGAGAAGGUGCUGACGUUCGUCUAUACGGGGGAGAUCCUGAUCGACCUCAUAGAUGUCGGGGUGUUGUACGAGCUGGCGGAGAGGCUGGGCGUCAGUGAGCUUGUGAGGGCUUGCCACGCCACCUUCCCUGACCUGCAGGCAUCUGUGUCUGCAAACUGUAAGGCGGGCAGCCCCGGAGAGCUCACGCUGGACUCCAGCAUGGUGGCUGCUGCUGCUGCUGCUGCUGCAUCCACGGUGGCAGCUGUUGGUGCAGCUUCUGUCUCAGCAUCGUCUGUGUGUUCCUCUGCCGCCUCCUGCUCGUCUCUGUCUUCGUCCGCUGCCCCAACCCCUGCAGCUGCUCCCUCGCCUCUCUUCCAAGCCAGGACGGCGAGGAUCAGCCGGGAAGCUCACACUGAGGUCCUGCCUCUGGACCUAAAGGCAGAAGACAUGCAGUCUCACAUCGGAUACGGACAGAUGGCGGCAGAUCAUCAGCUUCCAGGACGACACGAUCUUCUAACCAGCAGCCAUUCCAGUCAGAGUGACAGCGUGCCGCCUCCGGUGCUCCAGCUGAAGACUGAGCAGGGUUUGGAGGAGGAGGCCGAAGGCAGCUGUGAGGACGGAGACGCAGGUGGACGGAUGGUUUCUGAGAGCGCAGGGAGCUCUCUGCCUCCUGCUGCGCCUCCUGACUCCUGCUCCUUCCCCGACUCCUCGGCUCAGCUCGGAGCUGAGGCCUGCGAUCCAUCGUCUUCCUCGGGGGAGCCUCUGGGCAGCCUGCAGGUGGGGUCGGUGGAGGGCGGCGUGGUGGACCUGCAGAGGGACGGCAGGCUGGUGUUUGUAGAGGUGGGGGACGGAGAGAAUGAGGAGACUCUGAAAGAGAAUGGAGCAAUGGAGGGGACAGAGGACGAGCAGUGGAGGCAGCUGGCAGGGGAGAUCAUCGAACUGAGCGACGAUGAGAACUUCAUGGAGGAAGGAGACGAGGAGGAGGACGAAGACGACCUGGUGUACGUGGAGAACGGGGAGGGAGGACACUCAAGCAGCCAGGUGACGGGGACUGUGCUGUCCUGUAAAGCGUGUGCGGCGCCUCUCCCAGCAGACCCGGCGGCCCUCAGGAGACACGCUGAGAGCCACCUGACGGAGCUGGGGCUCUGCAGAGUAUGUGGGUCCUCGUUCCCGGACCGCGGUGCCGGUGUUGCACACUCGCUCUCCCAUGUCGGGGUGCAGCUCUUCACCUGCGACAUGUGCCACCUGCAGUUCUGCAGCCAAAACAAGCUGCUGCGCCACCACCGCCACACGGCCUCCAGCUACACCAUCCCGCAGGCAGCGUUGACCAACGGCAGCCAGGGGAACAGCACCGAGCUGCAGUGUGCAGUGUGCACCAAGACCCUCAGCAAGGACUUCCAGACGGUCAAAGACCACCUGCUGAGCCACGUGUGUCCUCAGAGCCUGAGCUGCGGCGUGUGUCACCUCCCACAGCUCUCGCUGUGCUCCCUGCUGUGGCACGCCCUCGCCCACCUCUCGCUGCCCGUCUUCACCUGCCCGCACUGCGCCUGCUGCUUCGUCGAGCGCUCCCAGCUGGACAGACAUAUGACGGGACACGCGGAGGAGGCCGCGGCCAAGGAGCGGGAGCGGGCGGCGCUGCGGGCGUACAGAGCCGGGGCGGAUGGAGGCGGGGUGGGGGGAGCGGAGGAGCUGCAUUGCUUCCUGUGCCCGCAGACUUUCCGCUCGGCCUCGGCCUUCCAGUACCACCUCAGCCUGCACACCACAGAGUCCCUGGGGGGCGGGGGCGGGGGUGGGGGUCAGGGCUGGCUGGGCAAACGUAAAGCGGAGCAGUCUCUGGAGGGCCCGCAGUCUGCAGGGCUCGUUAAAAUGAGCAACCUGGGUCUGGGGCUGGGAAUGAGUUUCAGCAUGUCAGACAAGUUCUUCCAGGGCUCGGCCCACGGCCUGCCCCCCGGGGUCCUCGCCAACGGGAGCUCGGGGCAGGACGGGGGAGUGGGUGCAGCGGGCGUGCGGGGGAAGUGGUACAGGUGUCGCUACUGCGGGAAACGCUUCGCCCACUCGGGGGAGUUCACCUACCACCUCCGCAUCCACACCGGGGAGAAACCGUACCAGUGCAAAGUGUGUCUGCGCUUCUUCAGAGGCCGCUCCACCAUGAUCUGCCACCUGAAGACGCAUGCCGGCGCGCUCAUGUACCGCUGCACCGUCUGCGGCCUUUUCUUCUCCACGCUGAAGCUGGUGUCGUCGCACAUGGAGCUCCACAAGGACCACCUGCCCCCGGACUUCAACAUCGAGCAGACCUUCAUGUACAAUGAUCACUCUAAAGAGCCGCUGCCGGCGGUGGACACCUGAUGCGUCUCUGUCCCUGUCCCCUCUGUCUGUCCGACACGUCCUCUAUGUCUGGUUGUCGUGGACCACAUUCUGCAUAUAAUAGAAUAGGGCUGAAACUUAUGAUUAUUUUCAUUGACGAUUCGUUUUUUUGAUGACUUGAUUAAACAUCUAGUGUCAAAGAUGUCUAGGGCUGUACCGAAGAGCUGGAAAAAUAAUUCAUAACAUUCUAAAUCAAGAAAGGUUUUCAUGUCUGUUCAUUCUUAAAGCCAGUAUUUGAAGAUGAUGUUCAGGAUUAUUUCUUAGUUUUAUACUUUUUUUAGAAUACGUUUCCGGUGGUGGCUUCCUAUCGAUGUUUCUCGUGUGGUCCGAACAUUUCCAAUAACUGCAGAGCGUUUUAAGUUCCAAGAGGAAACAAUCCAACAGCACCUUAAAUUACAUUUAUACAUUAACCCCAACAAGCUGUUUCAGGGCGUGUUUUGCUCUUUUUACUUUUUCCUCACUGUGGCCUUGUAUUUGACUGCAAUGUAUAAAAUAUAUAUAAAUCUAUAAGUCCUGCAGCACCAUGGAAUCAGUUCAAUCAUGGCUAGAAGUGGGAACAACUCAAACAUGUCUUUGUGCAGAAUAACACAGUUACAAUGACAGAAAUCAUAAAAGAAAAACAAAGUUGAAUUUCUUUGAUAGAUUUCCCACGUGGCCACAAGUAUCAUGAAUAUUGGACUAAAAAAAUCUGGUCUCCACAUGCUACACAUAAUGAACAAUUUGCAUGUUUCCAGCCUCUCCUCUGUAUUUCUAACAGAAACUUUAAUUUCCCAUCACAGAGAGUUCAAAUUUUGAUGAUAAUGCCUGUUUUUACAGUUUCUUUUUACGACAAACUGUGUAUUUUUGCCUAUCACUUAAAGAAAACAUUUGUUUCAUGGGGCUCAGAGGGUUCGGUUAAUACUAUCUAGCAAACAAAAUAGUGAAAUAUUUAACAACAGCAGCUCUGAAUGUAGUAGAAAGACUUUCGGUACAGCCCUAAAAAUGUGGAAACAUUUAAAAAAAGGUUGGCACAAGGUAACACCUUCAAAUAGCUUUUUUUUUGUGGCAUUAGAGUCAAAAACUUAAUCGGUUUAUGAUGUUAUAGAAGUUUUACAAGCUGCAACAAGAAAUGAACUAAACAGCAGGUUUCUUUUCUGUUCGACUAACUGAUUAUUCUCGUUUAACUCUGUAUUAGUCUUAGACUUUUAGAAGUGAACAUUAUAGAUGCUGUUCACUGAGGUUUGCUCUCUGUGAACUCAGAUAAAAGCAGCCACGUGGUGGCAGUGUGUCCUGUUCUGUGGGUGAAAGAAAGGAAGCUGAUGGUUGUUGUGCAGCUCUGCUUGUGUUCAGUCUGUAUCUCUACAACUUUAAACAUGAGGAGAGGGUUUCUUUGUCAGUGGUUGAUAUUUAAACACUGUUAUUAAAUUAAAGUAGCACUUCGUUGUAGCAUAGAAAUUAUUUUCCUAUAUUUGCAGUCACUAUUUUCACACUUUUUUAUGUCUUUUAGAGUUUAAUUUUUCACUCCAUAGAUCAAAAACAAGACCAGCCACAUGAAAGAUUUUAUUUCUCAUUAAGAGGUAAAAUAAACAUCUUAUGUUUUGAUGUUAAAAAGUUUAUGAAUGCUGUCAGAAUCUGCCACAUGAUGUAUUCACUUGUUUGUGAAGUAUGUAGAAAUAUUUAAGUGCCCAUCACAUUUCUGUGUGAAAUUUGUGUCUUACCUCAUAUUUAUGACGAUAUUUAUUAUUUUUAUGCCUUUAUACAUUAUCUGUUUCUAAAGCUAUCUUUGAAUGUCUGCCUUUUUAAAAAAAAUGUUUUUUUGAAAAGAAUAAAAUAAAUGCCUCCAGGAAGACUGUUAUCACCCCGAGAUGAAUCUGUUUACGACGACCUUUUAAAGUCCACCCGUCAUCAGAAUUUCAGUGAUGAACUUGCAGAAAUCUGGGUAGACUUGUGAACCUCCUGCUUCCAGGGGCUGGUGACCUUUGCCCCUUUUUUUAAAGCCCGGUCUCUUCCUGCUAUUGUGCCAUCUGUGGACUGACCACCCCCCCACCCACCCCCCUUUCCUUUUUCUGCUUUCUUAUCAUCUAAACUGUUGAACGCGACACAUUCCAGAUGAAGACAGAAAUGGAAGUAAAUGUAAUAAAGCCUGCGAAGAGAGAGAUAGCUGAGUGCAAGAGCAGCAAAGUGUCUCAGUAAAAUAAACACAUUAAGCCUCAAAA
This is a messenger RNA of Centropristis striata (black sea bass), 4887 nucleotides long. RefSeq names its product zinc finger and BTB domain-containing protein 39. The record is from RefSeq and is a predicted model, not a curated record. NCBI's taxonomy places the organism in Eukaryota, Metazoa, Chordata, Actinopteri, Perciformes, Serranidae. Bases 116 to 2674 code for a protein of 852 amino acids. The transcript is spliced from 4 exons. Gene Ontology annotation, biological process: regulation of immune system process; negative regulation of transcription by RNA polymerase II; regulation of cytokine production. Gene Ontology annotation, molecular function: protein binding.